AUAUAUAUAUAUAUCUUCCCUUCUUUUUUAUGGGUAGAAAUCUAUGCUCACAUUAAAUAUGUUAUGUAAUGGUUGAUUGUAGAGUAUGGCAUGGGAAACAUGAUAUCAACAUAUGGUGAUGUUUAUAGUUAUGAGAUAUUAUUGUCAGAGAUGUUCACAGGAAAAAGGCCAACCAAUGACAUUUUCCAAGAUAACUUAAACCUUUGCAACUUUGUGAAAGUAGCUUUGUUAGAACAGAUAAUUGAUGACAUUAUUGAUCCCAUCCUUCUACGUGGAAGAGAAGGAGAGACACAAAUGAACAACAUUACUUGCAACGAGCGUCAAAAUGGAAGUGUAAGAAUUCAAGAAUGCGUGGUUUUGAUUUUCGAAAUUGGGGUUGCUUGUUCGGUUGAAUUUCCAAGAGAAAGGAUGAACAUGAGUGCUGUUAUGAUUGAGCUACAUUCAAUUCGACAGAAACUUCUUGGAACUAAUAUACGCAGACAAAGGCUUCAAUCCACAGUUUCUCAUCCUGUGUCCUAGAAGCUAUGUGCACCCUUUCCAGUUUUACCACAACAGAGAAGUCCGUGCUUGGUAUCACCGUAUCACUAUUAUUUCAAGCCAAGAGGAAAUUCAAUUAUU
This is a messenger RNA of Quercus lobata, 618 nucleotides long. RefSeq names its product putative receptor-like protein kinase At3g47110. The transcript has 2 exons. Gene Ontology annotation, cellular component: membrane. Bases 91 to 519 code for a protein of 142 amino acids. The record is from RefSeq and is a predicted model, not a curated record. Lineage: Eukaryota; Viridiplantae; Streptophyta; Magnoliopsida; Fagales; Fagaceae.